AUGGCUUACGAAGAUCGCGAUGAUGCAGCCAUCAAAGCCGCUCUUGCAGAAUCGAAACGAGAUGAAACGACACCUCGAACAGAUUUUGUCGAUCUGACAGGCGACUCUGAUGAUGAAUCAAAGACUCUUACCCCGCAAAGGAAUGUUAUCGAUCUUGAAAAUGAGGAAGAGGAUGAAGAUCUUAAGCUGGCUAUUGCCUUGUCUAUGCAGGAGAUGCAGCAUUCUCCUCCUUCCGGCCGGUUGAAUGGGAAUGAAGCUUCAAAUCAGAGAGCUAAUGACAGCGCCAGGUUGAAGGACGACAGACCUGUUGAUACACCAUCUGCAAAAAACCUUGGAAUUGAAGCAACGCCUCCACCAGCCUCUGGUUUUGGUAUACCAGGACUGGACCGCAAAAAGUUAGAGGAAGAAAGACUUGCGCGUGUAGCCAAGCGACAAGCAGAGAGUAGCAUCUCUCCUCCACCACUCAAGCGUGACACAAAGGUCGCUAGACGUGAUUUCCUACCGUACCAAAAUGGUGAUUUUGAUGGACCGAGAGGUCUGCCGACAUCGGCAAGCUUGAAGAAAUCUGGGGGAACAAGAGCUUCCACUCCAGAGUCAGCAUCUUUGGUGAAACCAUCCUCAACUCCGUCGCCACAGUUUCCUAAAGGAGUUGUCAAAAAGACCUGGGUAUUUGGCUGCCCGAGAAACAAUAAUGAUAUCAAGAUCGAGGAAGUCUUGCAAACAGCUGAUCUGGAACUUGCCGUUCUGAGCGCUUUUCAGUGGGAUACGGAGUGGUUGUUCAGUAAAUUCCGUACUCCAGGCAAAACGAGAUUUUUGAUGGUGAUGCAGGCCAAGGAGGAAUCCACCAGACUACAAUACCAGCAGGAAACUGCCGAUAUGCCUAACAUCCGUCUAUGUUUUCCACCCAUGGAAGGACAGAUCAAAUGUAUGCAUUCGAAGCUCAUGCUCUUGUUUCAUCCGGAUUAUUUGAGGAUCGUCGUCCCAAGUGCGAACUUGGUGCCGUACGAUUGGGGCGAGCAAGGCGGAGUCAUGGAAAAUACUGUCUUUUUGAUUGACCUACCUAAAAGGUCUGCACAAGACGUUCCCGAUACCCCUAAAAAAGCAUUCUAUGAAGAGCUCGCUUUUUUCCUUCAGGCUAGCACGGUGCAUAACAAUAUCAUAGCGAAAUUGUCCAGUUUUGAUUUUAAAGAGACUAGUCGCUAUCGUUUUGUGCAUACUAUUGGAGGUUCUCAUAUUGGCGAAUGUAGGAGACGUACAGGUCACUGUGGACUUGGUCAGGCUGUAAGCUCUUUGGGACUGAGAACUCAUGAGCCGAUCAGCAUUGAUUUCGUGACAUCAUCCAUUGGCUCCCUCACAGACGAAUUCAUGCGAUCAAUCUAUCUCUCAGCGCAGGGCGACGACGGUUCAAUCGAAUACACCCUCCGAACCUCCAAAUCCUUCCCCACCAAAGCCAAACAGAACACCGAAGCAACCGAUAUCCAACGAACCACAGGCUCAGAAUGGAAGUCUCGGUUCCGAGUUUACUAUCCCUCAGAACAGACGGUGGUACAAUCAAGGGGAUCCAGACGAUGUGCAGGCACUAUUUGUUUCAAGGAGAAUUGGUUCGUGGGACCGAAGUUUCCUAGAAAUGUUUUGUAUGAUUGUGUUAGUCGGAGAGAGGGGUUGUUGAUGCAUAAUAAGAUGAUGUUCGUUCGUCCUGAGAAACCGAUCAAUUUACCUGAAGGAUCGAACUGUGCAGGUUGGGUGUAUGUAGGGAGUGCAAACCUGUCCGAAAGCGCCUGGGGCAGGAUCGUCCAAGACCGCAGCAGAGGAGAACCAAAACUAAACUGCCGCAAUUGGGAAUGCGGUGUACUAGUACCAAUAACGGAGUCGUCAGUCUCAUCUUCUAGCUCGGAUGAAGAGAAGAAGUCUUCAAAAGAUGAAGAUAUUACUCAGACAUUUGGAUCUACUGUCCCAGUUCCGAUGCGAGUUCCUGCGCCGAUUCUUGGGGAUGGAUUGAGACCUUGGUAUGGGGCAUGGUAG
Messenger RNA from Talaromyces stipitatus ATCC 10500, 2022 nucleotides. RefSeq lists its product as uncharacterized. Lineage: Eukaryota; Fungi; Ascomycota; Eurotiomycetes; Eurotiales; Trichocomaceae. The transcript has 8 exons. The record is from RefSeq and is a predicted model, not a curated record. The coding region runs from base 1 to 2022 and encodes 673 amino acids. Gene Ontology annotation, cellular component: nucleus. Gene Ontology annotation, biological process: single strand break repair; double-strand break repair. Gene Ontology annotation, molecular function: single-stranded DNA binding; double-stranded DNA binding; 3'-tyrosyl-DNA phosphodiesterase activity.